AGUCGCGCGAACGCCGGUAACGGAAAUUCUCGCCAAACGUCGCCGUCGACGUCGGCGUUGUGUCGUCGCCGCAACAACAAAAAGCAGCAAAAAACGGAAAAGUUUAAAAGAAAUAACAGAAACGUAAUACCUUUUAUUAAAAUCUACAACAACGACAACAGCAGAAAAAAAACGAAGAAAAGUGAGCUUUUGGUCGCUGUUUGUGUGCCAGUGAAUUCCUCGCUGCCGCCAAUUCACAACGACAGGAACAAGCGACAUACCCACACACAAUUCACACCUAAAAGACUGCAAUCUGCCUUAACCAGAGGAAAGCCAGAGCCCGGGGAACCCAAAGAUACGAUAUAGGGGAGGAAAACGCGUGGAGUGGCGCGGAGCGAGCGGAACGAAGGGGAGGAAGGGUCUGCAGAUUGAGUCCAGCUCGAUCCAGAUCUGAAUCGGAACCACUAAACUGAAUCGCUAGCAUAAUCAAAGGGACAGAAACAAGUCGGCACCAUCGCAAUCUCGGGAUCACAAUGAGUUCGUUUUUCGAGCUGCUGGGACUUUUCCUGCUGCUGAUGCUGCCAUUCCUCUACGAGACCAAUCACAUAUUCCGCUACUACUUCAAGUUCAUGAUGUACUACGGCAUCGUCUCGUUCAACUCGAUCGUCCUCAUACCGGCCUUUCUCACCAGACCCUGCGAUGUCCGGAAUCUGUUAUGGGCGAGCACCUGGUGCCACCGGGUUUCCACGUUGAUCGGCCUGCGCUGGGAGCUGCGUGGCAAGGAGCACUUGGCCAAGGACCAGGCCUGCAUCAUAGUGGCCAACCAUCAGAGCUCGCUGGAUGUGCUGGGCAUGUUCAACAUCUGGCAUGUGAUGAACAAGUGCACGGUGGUGGCCAAGCGGGAGCUCUUCUACGCCUGGCCCUUCGGCCUGGCCGCCUGGCUGGCCGGCCUGAUCUUCAUCGACCGGGUGCGCGGCGAGAAGGCGCGCGAAACGCUGAACGAUGUCAAUCGGCGCAUCAAGAAGCAGCGCAUCAAGCUGUGGGUUUUCCCAGAGGGCACGCGUCGCAACACGGGCGAACUGCAUCCGUUCAAGAAGGGCGCCUUUCACAUGGCCAUCGACCAGCAGAUACCCAUCCUGCCGGUGGUCUUCUCCUCCUACUGUACAUUCCUCAACGACAAGAAGAAGAUCCUGAAUGCGGGUCGCAUUGUGAUCACCACACUGCCGCCCGUCAGCACCGAGGGCCUGACCAAGGACGACAUCGAUGUGCUGAUGGAGCGGGUCCGCUCGCAGAUGAGUGAAACGUUCAAGCUGACCUCAGCCGAGGCGUUGCAGCGUUACAAGCCGCUGAUGAAGGGUGGCCUACCCAUUUCCUCGGCAGGAUCUGUGGGCUCGGCGGCAACAGCUGCGACUCCCGUGGCGGAUGCCGCGGUGGCCGCCGCCGCAGCCGUGGCCAGCAGCAGUUCCGGUUACGGCCAGCCGGCGGCCUAUGGAGCCGGUGCUGCCAAGGCCAGCUUGCUCAAAACACUCUAGGCGAUGGUGUAGCAAUUUAAUCCACACACACUCACUCCACUCAUAUCCGAAAAAUACACACCUCAUGGGCGCAGCUGGAGAGCGCCAUUACGUGGACAUGUCGAGCUGGUCGUCAACGGUGCAGCAGUAGCCUUAAAUUAAGGCUGCAUUUGCAGCUGCUUCAUCCUUUAUAGCCAGCGUUAUAGGCCUAUUUGGGAUUUUUAUACCUAUAAAACUUCUAUAGCCUUUGCAAUUUUCGUGCAACUACAGUAUUUAUGUUACUACCAUUCGAUGUCUACAGUUUUGUUAUUUAUUUUAAAGCUUAAGCUGUUUUAAAACGCGUCCUAUUUUAUUGUAAAACCCAAUUUAAUACAAAUUUGUAUAGUAGUAAAGUAUUCGGUAAGAUAUAUAUCCUAUACUCUAAAAGGGGUAUUAAAAUUGUCCAGCAGUAUUUAUAACUUAAGGGGCUACAUAAGGUUUUUUGCGCAAAAAAAUUAUUUUUUUUGAGAACCCUUUGUAACUCCUUAAAAUUCUUAAGCAGUAUUUGUACUAAUUGGUUUUAUUUCAAUUAAAAAAUGUAAUUAAUGUAAAAUGUAAAGAUUAUUUAAACAUAAAGUAUUAACAACUUUGUUAUAUGGAAAAGUUAAAGUUGCAAAUACCAAAGAAAUUGAAAAAUAUUUAAAAAAUUCUAUUUUAAAUCUAGUUUCGACGAUAUAUUUAAAUGACAAAAGAUCAAAGCCCAAAUAGGUCUAUUAAUUCAUACAUUGUACACACUUUUUGAAACUCGAUUCAGCUUUGUUUAUGGAAACUCUGUUGUCAAGUUAACAUGUGCAUCAUUUUGUAGAUUUCCGCACUGACAUAAUAUUUUCGUAUUAUCUAAGUAUUUAGGAAAAGUGUAUUCGAACACGAAAUGUUUCCGGCUACACACGCAGAAAACACUUACAACCAAAAAGUUUGGCUAAUUCAGGCACCAAAAUGAGUAUUAGGAGCGGCAACAACGAAAUUGCGACCCUCGACUGUCAGACUUUAUCUUCAUCUUAGGCAACACAUACCAAAAAACCAUAGAAAAAAACCAAAAACUUGCAAUUUAACCUACACUAAGCAACAGGAAAUCGAGAACUUGGCCAACUCGAAAGGAUUUUGAUUAAAUUAAUAGAAUGUUAAUGAACUUUUGUUGAAAUCAAAGCCAAUUCGACUCGCUUUCCUUCCUGUUGCCUUGUGUAAUUGUUAGAUGUUUAAACCAAAAACCUAUAAUAUAAAAUACUAUUUAAAUUAAAUUGUGGAUGAACUAUUAAUGCAAAAUGACAUUACAUUUGAAGGCCGAAAACUGGUUGAUUUUUACAAUCGACCCCUCUCGACGAGCAGUAAACCAAACUCUUUUAAACCACAUGUAUUUUAUUUACUAGACAUUCCCUAACUAGGUUAGGGCCCGCAUUACACUGUAACCCCUUCGAUUUCGAUUCGAUUCACCUUGUAUCUUGUAUCUCACCUCAUGACAUCUAAGGAGUUUAAGGUAUCUUUGAAACGAACACCUAUUUAUGUAUUGUAUUCAAGUGUAUUGUGAAUUGUAUACCAUCUAUCUGGUAGAGUGUUAACUUAACUUUGUACAUACGAUGCGGUUUACUUUAAAGACAAAUCAAAGGCGAUAAGGCGAAGGCAGAGGAAACAAUUAAAUACAAGUAUAAUAAAUAUUUUUUUUCAAAUA
This is a messenger RNA of Drosophila biarmipes, 3195 nucleotides long. RefSeq names its product 1-acyl-sn-glycerol-3-phosphate acyltransferase alpha (gene Agpat1). Gene Ontology annotation, biological process: phosphatidic acid biosynthetic process. The record is from RefSeq and is a predicted model, not a curated record. The transcript has 4 exons. Gene Ontology annotation, molecular function: 1-acylglycerol-3-phosphate O-acyltransferase activity. Gene Ontology annotation, cellular component: membrane; endoplasmic reticulum. NCBI's taxonomy places the organism in Eukaryota, Metazoa, Arthropoda, Insecta, Diptera, Drosophilidae. Bases 513 to 1511 code for a protein of 332 amino acids.